This is a messenger RNA of Chiroxiphia lanceolata (lance-tailed manakin), 4296 nucleotides long. It is a transcript of the gene NECTIN3, whose product is annotated as nectin cell adhesion molecule 3. The record is from RefSeq and is a predicted model, not a curated record. Bases 40 to 1821 code for a protein of 593 amino acids. Lineage: Eukaryota; Metazoa; Chordata; Aves; Passeriformes; Pipridae. Gene Ontology annotation, cellular component: adherens junction; apical junction complex. The transcript has 7 exons. Gene Ontology annotation, biological process: heterophilic cell-cell adhesion; homophilic cell-cell adhesion.
GGCGGCGUAGCGGCGGCGACUGCGAGCCGAGCCCGGAGCAUGGCAGGGGCCGGAGCCGCUGCGGAGGCUGCCGCUGGUUUUCCCCCUUCCUCGGCUCCUGCCGCCCGCCGGGAACUUUUCCUAGCGGCUGGUGGCGGUGCCUCCCCCCGGUGGCGGCAGCGGCGGCGGCGGCUGCGCUCGGCGGUGCCUCCCGGGCCGGGGCUGGGGCUGCUGGGGUUGGUUUUCUCUCGCUUCUGCUGCACAGGUGCUAGUGCUGUCCCUGGAGUGCAGUGGCAUGUACAAAAUUUGGAGGCAUUGAAAUGGCAAUCUUCUGCUGAAGGUGCCUUAGCUGGACCAGUUGUUGAUCCACAUGUGACAGCAGUUUGGGGGAAGAAGGUUGCACUGAAAUGCAUAAUUGAUGUAAAUGAAACAAUAACACAAGUUUCUUGGGAGAAGAUAUAUGGGAAAAGUUCACAGACUAUUGCUGUUCAUCAUCCUGAAUAUGGAAUAUCUGUUCAAGGAGAAUACCAAGGAAGAGUGGCAUUUAAAAACUACUCACUUACUGAUGCAACAAUCAUUUUAAAAAAUGUAAGCUUUUCUGAUGCAGGAGAAUAUAUUUGCAAAGCAGUUACAUUCCCACUUGGAAAUACACAGUCAUCGACAACUGUAACAGUACUGGUUGAACCUGUUGUGAGCUUAACGAAAGGACCAAACCCUCUAAUAGAUGGUGCAAACUGGACAAUAGCAGCCACUUGUACAGCAGCCACUGGAAAACCUGCUGCACAGAUUGACUGGGAAGGAGGCCUUCCCAGUGGUUUUGGUCAAAACAGAACCACCUUUGCUCCGUUUCCAAAUGGAACAGUGACAGUUGUAAACCAGUACGAGAUUAUCCCCACACGGUUUGCAAGAGGAAGACACAUAACUUGUGUUGUGAGGCACCCUGCUUUGGAAAAGGAGAUCCGAUACCCUUAUGUGUUGGACAUACAGUAUGCCCCAGAAGUUUCAGUAACUGGCUAUGAUGGAAACUGGUUCAUUGGAAGAGGGAACGUUCAGCUCAAAUGUAAUGCUGAUGCAAAUCCAUUACCUAUGGAAUUUAUGUGGAUCAGGUUGGAUGGACAGUGGCCUGAAGGAUUGCUGUCUGUCAACAAUACUCUGCAGUUCAGCAGCCCAUUGACUUAUAAUUACACUGGGACUUACAUCUGUAAGGUGACUAAUUCACUUGGUCAGAGGAGUGAUCAGAAGACUGUCUACAUAUUAGAUCCUCCUACUACUACCACUCGGCUGCCCACGGUUCCCUGGCAUCCUUCGACUGAUGGCAUCACAGGUUUAGCAACACAGCCUAGAAUAAUAGAUUUCCCAACAUCAACCUUGCCAACAAUGCAGGACGACUCUUGGGGUACCAUCAUCGGUUCUGUGGUGGGUGGGCUUCUUUUACUCUCACUUCUCAGUAUUCUGGGUGCAGUUCUCUGCUAUAGGAGAAGAAAGACGUUCCGUGGUGACUACUUUGCUAAGAGCUACAUUCCACCAUCAGAUAUGCAAAAAGAGUCUCAAAUAGAUGUUCUUCAGUCAGAUGAUGUGGAUUCUUACCCUGACAGUAUAAAAAAAGAAAUAAACCAUCCAAUGAACAUAAUAUCUAAAGAUUAUUUAGAAGACCCUGAAAAACCUGAGUUGAACAAUAUAGACAAUACUAACAGGUACCAGGAACGUUAUGAAAGACGAAUGGAUUACUAUGAAGGUGGAACAUAUGGAUUGAGUUUUAUGGCUGGUGAAUUAUACGAUGAUGAGGACUUUGUUUCUCACUUAGAUGGCGCGGUGAUAUCUCGGAGGGAGUGGUAUGUGUAGUAACCACUGAAAACUAAAAGUGUAUCUGCAGUUCAUUUCAUUGGCUGGUCACUUUCAGAUUGUUUAUACUUACACAAGAGAGGAGGAAUAAACUUUUUGAAACUGAAUUUUUUUUUUUUGAAGGUUUUUAUAUUGUAACUUGACACAAUGAAAUACUGAAUCUGGGGAAAGUGUAUUUGAGCUGCUUUUUUUCCCAAUGCUGUACUACUGUUUAAAAUUGGAGUUUUAAUGCAGAGUGCUUAUAUUGCUCUAUGUCAGAGGUAAAAAAAAGGCUAAAUUAAAGUUCCCAUUCAAUAUUGUUUAAGAAUAAAAAGUGGCUGUCUUGGUUCUCUGAUUUAAAAAGAAGUUUACCUAAGUCCAAUGAUCAAAUAUAAUCUUUUGGGGCUUUGAAUUAUUCCAGUGUAGGUACUAUCCAUGGUAAACUUAAUGCUUCUAUAUAGCAAAUACUUUACCAAUUAAAAUGAGUUACAACAGAAUUAAAGCUUUAUUUUUUAGGUUUUUUUCUGAAUAAAAACGAAUACCUCUUAGCAUUUCAAUGAGCCUUCUCGUAACUAUAUACUUAAAAGUUAAGUCAUUGCACUGAAACUAACUUAUGAACAAAAUUUUGAGGAGUAACUGUAAACAGGUCAAAGGCUUGUAUUUGAAUAAGAUGAAAAGUUAUUUUUUUAUAGUCAUUGAUUUCUAAAGCUUAUUCUAGUGUCUGUAUAUACAUACAGUAAGGUAUUUUGUUAGGCCUGUAAUUGGCAGGAUGUCAAAACUCAUUAACGCAUACAAGGUGCUCUUUGCAAGUACACAGGGUGCAAUUUUUGAGACCUGUUCCGGAGGCUAUGUGGGAAUCUUACUGUUGAACUUGAAAGCUGGAGAAUUGGACACAACUAAGGAGAAAAAUAUAGAUUCCGAAGCUGGAGGCUAAUGUGAAUUUGCUUAUUUUCCCAGGUGCCAAACAAGAGUUUUUAUGACCAGAGGUUAAAACAGCGGUUUUACGCUGCUUCCGAAUAAGUUACAAUGCUUACUUUGAAGAGGGUAACUAGUUUCAGAUUAUUAGUAGGGAAGUGGACACUUGCACUGCUACUUCAUUUGUUGAAAACACACUCUCCAGUGAUGCAACUACAGAAUCUGUGAAACAGGAAUUCUGAUGACUUGUGCGGUCUCUGUACUGCAGUGGAUUUGUUUUCCCUGCAAAUAAUCAAUACUGAUUUAACAACAUGUUCUUGUUCUUUCCAAUGACAUUGUAUCCAUUAUAUGUAGGACAUCUUGUUUGACAUCUGAAGUAGUUCUACUUUGUCUUGAGCAGAUUCUCCAGACUAAAUCUGCUGAUUAUUUAGGGAGGAAUGAAAAAACUUUAGAGGAAUUACAGAACAGUGAUAAAUUCAUACUUAGAAUAGUAGAUCUUUUGAAGUGCCAUUUUUAAGUGUUUAGCUUGAGGAAAUUGAAGCUGAUAAGGCUAUUAGUAUUUGGAACCUGAAAAGGGAAAAGUCUCUGCUACCUUUGAGGUGAAAUAGGCUGCAUUAUUACAGCUGCUUCAUGAGCAUUCAUGUUGGAAGUUCUUUUCUAGCCUCACGAUGUUUGGUAGCUUUACAGCAUUUAGAGCUUCAUGAACAUAGUUGUAUUGAGCGUUGUAGACAAUACACUGUGAUUGCAUAUGACUGCAUGUCUUCAAAAAAGAUUAAGACAACAGCUUUAUUUGAAAUUCCAAUGGAAAAGCAUCCCUAAACAACUUAAGUUUGUGUUUGGAUUAAUGGAGUACUGAUACACAAUUGACCAAAGUCUCAAGAACGAUAGCAAGUGGUUAUCUGUAGUUUGGGUGCAAACACAAGGAAAGGAGUUAAAUUUCUAGCAGAAGGUUCUGAUCCAAAUUAUUUCUGGAAUAAAGAGAUUAUACCUCUCUUCAAAUAAAAAUACUUGAUAUAUCAUCUUUAAAAGAUGGUGUUACUUUGAAAUAAACAUAACCAUAAACCAGUUUUCCACAUGGGAUAUCUUGCUUUUGUCUCUGUGGAUUUUUUUUGCUUUGAUUUUUGAAAUAUAUAUAUGUUUAAUUCCUAUGGGUUAAGAAGUUGAAAUGUUCUGGAAUUGAAGUUGAUAACACGGAUAGGGCUUAUGCGUGUUGCAAUGUUUUGUACAUUAUGUCUGCUGUAAAAAGAAUUGAUUGUAAGUACAAAUGGCUGUUGUGUGAAUAAACUUUUUGUUACAUUCUGGAAUAUAGGUAGUGUUCAAAAAUGUUUCAAAGGUAUGUUCUUAAAAAUUGAAGACAGAAAAGCACAAUAAACCCAGAGGCUGGGUAGAAUGAACUGAAGUGUUUAAACUGUUUAAGAUGGGCUUUUUAGCACUUCCCCUUGUAGACCCUAAGCUUAUAAAACAAGUGUCUUCAGGAACUAUUUUAAGAAGAUAAGAGAAUGAUAAAUGGAGAUAGUUGCUGCCAGACAACUUCACUUAAAGCAUAGCUGAUCCACUAUCUAGGAAUUACCUGCUUUAAAA